This is a messenger RNA of Hydatigera taeniaeformis, 351 nucleotides long. The record is from the annotation of a GenBank genome assembly. NCBI's taxonomy places the organism in Eukaryota, Metazoa, Platyhelminthes, Cestoda, Cyclophyllidea, Taeniidae.
AUGCUUCGUUUGGAGGUCGCUGGAUGGGGUGUGGCGGCGGGAAUCCCCACUCUUGUUAUGGCCGCCUCCAGCCUGGACGACGUUCUUGCAAUCACCGGCUUCGGCAUAUCACAGGCCAUAGCUUUCGCUAAGGGCGAUAUUGCAAUUGUUGCCAUUUCAGGUCCAUUGGAGGUCCUAGCUGGUGCCUGUUUGGGCGUGUGCCUCGCACUUAUAUUUUGGCUUCUCCCACCACCUGGAAUGACUUUGGUUAGAAGUGAUGUUUUGUUGUUCGAUGUGGAAUUUAUCUCCCCAUCCUUGGGCUAUCGGAUAUCAUUGGCAAAAUUUGCAUUCUCCAAGGAUUGGGACAUAUAA